AUGUGCAAAUGUGAGCUGAAUGUGGAUGUGAGCUGGCUCCAGACAUCAGUAUUUCAACAGGAGCAUUCUUGGUUGAGUGAGCUACAUCUGGAUGAGAUGGAGAAAAUGUUCGAGGACAAUGUGAAUGCAGAAGGAGGCUUGGACAGGAAGACUUUCGUGAGGUGUGCAAAGACAGUCCUGGGCCAUGUCAGCGAGGAUAUGCUGCAAGUGCUUUUCCUCAAGGUGGACACGGACUGCGAUGGCUCCAUCACUUGGGAGGAGUACUUGGACUACGUGAUGCGGGAGUUCCAGGGAAAAGAGACGAAGAGGAAGAACCAAUAUCGCCUGCGCUUCCGACUCCCCAUGCAGAUUCUUCCCCAGAGCCAUAGGUGUGAGAUCGUGAAAGUACAAUACUUCAUCCCCCGUUUCAAGAAAUCUGGGAACUUCAUCACCGUCACCAAGGAUGGAUGCCUGCAGAUCUGGACUGAGAGCUUCAUGUUGAUUAGUUCCUUCAGGCUGAGCCAGUUGCAGCAGACCCAUCACCAGCAGAUGUGGGUGGUCGAUAUGGCGGCUCUGUACAACAUGAAUUUGAUCGCAGUGUCAUCUGCUGAGCAGAAGAUUGAGUUCUAUGAUAUUAGUAAUGCCAACUGCGUUCGAGUCUUUACCUUUGUCGACCUGGACAGCUGUGUGAUGGUCAUGGACUACUGGUCUGAUUCCCACCGAGGCGUCUUCUGCUAUGGCGACAGCAAAGGCAACGUCUCUAUCUUCACCUCCAACAAUGUGAAAAAUGGGCUCUUCAAUCCCUGCAUCCUCCCCAAGACCUCCAAAUGGGAUCGCAAUCCGUGGACUGCUGUUUCUGUGCAGAAGCUCCUGAGUGAAAAGUCCAGUGCAUAUAGAACUUUCCGACUUAAGGCUCUCCAUGCCACCUGGUGCCAACAGAUCAAGUUCAUUCCUGAGAUGAACGUGGUGGCCUCCUGUGCAGCCAUUGAGAAGACCUCGCUGGUGCUGACUGUGCUGCCACUCAAAGACUCUGAGAACCCCAGAUUUUCUGUGUUGGGGCUGAGGAAAGGAAUUCUUUGCUUUGAUUACUGUGCAGACAAGAACUUCCUUGUGACUGGGGGCUACGAUCCUGUCAUCAGCCUGUGGAACCCCUUCUUCUCCAAAAAGCCCAUGUGGGUGAUGAAGGGCCACCGGGCCUCGGUGACACACAUCCUGGUGAACAGCAGGGACAGCAGUAUCCUAUUCAGCAUCUCCAAGGACAAGAAUAUCCGUGUAUGGGACAUGCUGGACUACAUCUGCCUCCAGUCCUUCUGCGGCAAGCUUUUGGCACUGGGGAACUGCCCCAUCACUAGUGCCUACUUCCACAAGGAAGACAACAUGCUAGUGUGUUGCACCUUCUCUAUCGGGCUUCUCCACGGGAACCUGGAGAGCCAGCAGCCCGAUGCAGAUAUCGAGAGGACCACCACACACAACAUGCCCCUCUGCGGUGUCCUCUACUGCAAGAACACACGGCAGGUGGUGAGUGGCUGUGUGAGUGGUACGGUGAUGGUGUGGGAGCUGGUGACGGGCAGGAAGAUGGCCAUGUUCUCCGUGUCGGGGGACGAGAAAGAGGAGCUGACGGCCAUGGCCUUGGAUGAGUCCGAGCGCUUUCUGCUCACGGGCCUGCAACAUGGCAGCGUGAAGAUGUGGAACCACAACAAUGGCGAGUGUCUGCUCACCUUCCCCAAUCCAGACCAAACGGAGAUCAGUGGGAUCAUCCAAUUGAACAAGGUGUUCUAUGUGACAGGAUGGGGCAGGAGAAUCAACUGUUUCAAAUUCCACAAGACCAAGCCAGUGCUCCUGUGCUAUCCCUGGGCGACUGUCCACACGGAUGAUGUCCUGUGUAUGGACAAGUAUCAGCACUUAUUCCUCGGGACAUCCUCAUAUAACGGGGACAUCUUCCUAUGGAACAUCAGCCUGCACAAACCUGUCUUCAAUUUCAACGCCUCAGAGAGCUACAAGCCCCUGCAGCUCCAGAAGGUCCAAAUCCCAGAGGCAGAGAAGGCAGUGCAGCCGCAGGAGCUUAGACCCCGCUCAGUGAAGAAAUGGGCAGAGCAUCAUUUUGGGGAACAUCUGGGCCACAGGGUCAACCCCAACCUGAGGCGGAAUCUGUUGUCGGCACCACCGGUGAUGAAACGCCCCAGCCAAAAGGACCCGGAGUUGCCUGUAUUCGUUGAGAAACCUCUCAGCGCCGAGAAACCCAAGAUUCGGGGAACAUCCCAGGGCAUGGGGUCUGGUGGGGAGUCGGACGAGGGACAGGAGUCCUUGCCGAAGGAGGUACAGCUGAACAGAGCUGCUGUGAAGAUCAUCUUCCUGCAGACCAGACCUCGGCUGCCCCACAUGGCCACUAUGAUCAGUAGCUGCAUGAACGGUUAUCUCUAUGCCUGGUCCAUCCAUGGCAGCGGCGGCCUGCUGGGGAAAUUCCCUUCUGAUUUCACCGAAACUGGGAAUGUGGUUGUGGGUGCCAUGGACAGAGACGAGAAUGACUACAUUCUUCUUACGGGGGACAGCAAAGGCUACAUCAAGAUCUGGGACAUCAAGGAUUACUGCGUUUCUAGCAAGCUUCCGUACCAGUACCAGCCCGUGUUGAAGACCAUGCCUGCGAAGAACAAGUUCCAGUACUUAAUCUCUAAGCGGAUCCGGACGACCACCCCCUACUUUGUCCCUUCGAAGACGACUGAGGUGGUGUCUGAUCAGGUCGUUUCUCUGGUCCCUCCCAAUCUCCUAAUUUCCUGGAAGGGCCAUGAGGAGAGUGUGGUAGACAUCCGGUAUGUAGACAGCUUCCAGAUGAUCAUCACGGCUGGCUUGGACCGGGAUGUCAAGACUUGGAAAAUCACUGGGGAGGCCAUUGGCACAUUUGGCCUGAAUAUUUGGAAAAAGCUGCGCUCUUCCUCGAUGGCUAUUGACCAAGAGCUUAAUAAAAGCUAUAAGGAAAUGCCUAUGUUCAUAGACAACCUGAAGACUCUGUAUGAGGAGCAGCAGGGUGACCUGGAUCUGGCCAGCGCCCUCGAGUACCAGCGCCUGGAGCAAAUCGCCCUUAUGGCUCUGCUGCACAUGAAGGGGGACAUGGAGGCUGAGGCCUGGGCUUCCCUGCGGAAGCUGUCCUUGCAGUGCCCCUGGGGUGGAGAGCGACCUCUGGAGGAGAUCGAGAGCAGCUGGCGUAUGUGGGAGAGCAGGGCCAAGCAGAUGAGGAACAAAGUCCUGGGAAGCACCCGCAGGGAGCAGUUCCGAGGUGUGCAGUAUGGCUGCAUGCAACACCAGAUCUCCCCCCGCAUCUACCAGAGCCUGCACUUCAAUGAGUUGGUGUCCAUCCAGCAGCCUGACUUAUUGCAGGAGAUCAUGGACCAUCUUCAUGAGAUCAGCCACGUAACAGCGCACAGAAGCCAGAAGUUGGACCUAGAUGGGGAGACCAAGGCCAGCAACAUCUCCGUGAUUUCCUUGCCCUUCUCUAUGGCCUCGGGCUCCAUGGAGCCCAUCCCUGCCCCCUCCACAUUAGUCUCCUCCCUUAUGUUACACUCAGACUCUGUAAGCUCCAGGGGUGUCCGGCCAAAGUCGCUGACCCCUAUGCCUGAUGCCACGUCCUCCAGGCAGUCCUCCCAAAUUCUAAAGGUUCCCUCUGCACAGUUGAGGAAGAGCAGUCCGGUACAGUUCUGA
This is a messenger RNA of Suncus etruscus (white-toothed pygmy shrew), 3672 nucleotides long. It is a transcript of the gene EFCAB8, whose product is annotated as EF-hand calcium binding domain 8. Bases 1 to 3672 code for a protein of 1223 amino acids. Gene Ontology annotation, molecular function: protein binding; calcium ion binding. The transcript has 26 exons. The record is from RefSeq and is a predicted model, not a curated record. NCBI's taxonomy places the organism in Eukaryota, Metazoa, Chordata, Mammalia, Eulipotyphla, Soricidae.